This is a messenger RNA of Acanthoscelides obtectus, 624 nucleotides long. Lineage: Eukaryota; Metazoa; Arthropoda; Insecta; Coleoptera; Chrysomelidae. The record is from the annotation of a GenBank genome assembly.
AUGCGUUGCCUAUUUUUCAGGGCAUAUAGAGCUGUACCGCACCUCAACAACUCAGAGCUACCCAGACCAGUUAUUGUAAGACCCUUUCCAUUCCUCAACAUUCUGACCAAACUGAGCUCCGAUCCCGACCUGGAUUAUAUCUACACUUUAGGUGAAAGCACAGGAUUCAAUGACAUUUUACAUAGAGAGGACUUGCAAUUCACAUAUUUCGUAACUACAGAUCGAUUUUGGAACAUGGUGAAGCAAGAAGGCUUAAAACAAGUUGAAAAAGACUUGGAUAUACUCAAAAGGCAUUUGGUCAUUGCUCAGAAAAGUUACACCAUAGAAAAAUUGGUAGAUAUGAGUAAGGUCGACUAUUACUUCACAAAUGUUGAUUUGCCAACAGAAAAUGGAGUUUUGAGGAUUAUGGUCAGAGAGAAAGAUGGACAGUACUACCUUAUAUGGAGAAACAAGCUGAUGCACGUUUUGAAACCGAACUAUAUGUGUACCAAUGGAAUCGUUCAUAUCAUAUCAGGACCGUUCACGAUAUUCGACGAUCCGCACGAAAAGAAGUCAUGGACAGUUAAGAGAAAUUUUCUAGAAAAGCUUAUUACUGUCCUGAAAGUCACAUUUGCUUCUCUCUAA